Labeo rohita (rohu) is the source of this 1248-nucleotide messenger RNA. RefSeq names its product E3 ubiquitin-protein ligase-like. NCBI's taxonomy places the organism in Eukaryota, Metazoa, Chordata, Actinopteri, Cypriniformes, Cyprinidae. Bases 80 to 550 code for a protein of 156 amino acids. The transcript has 2 exons. The record is from RefSeq and is a predicted model, not a curated record.
GCAUGACUCACAGGCACUUUACUAUCAACUACUUCGAGAAUUCACAACGAGAGAGAAACAAGAAAACAAACAAGACAACAUGUUUCCCGAAACGGAGUGCGGAAUCUGCUACCGAGCUUACAACCUCGGUCGGCGGUGUCCUCGACAGCUGUGCUGUAGACACACGUUUUGUGAGAGCUGCCUGGUGACGCUCAGGAGGUCCGUGGAGAGCCCCGAACCCCAGAUAAUGUGUCCGCUGUGCCGUCACUCAACGCCGCUGUCUGAGGCGACAAUCCAAGAGAACCUCCCGGUUGACGAGGACAUUUUUGAGCGGCUAGUCACCGCGGGCAGCACGGAGGAAUGUUCGGAUGACGACGAAGAUACCGAGGAGCCCGAGGAUGCGGUCAUCCCACCAAAAGAAGACGUUUCACCUCCAUCAAGCUCGCGAAAAGGAUACCUGAUGAAGUGCUUAAGACGCCUGUUCAAAAAAGGCACUGGGGAUGCGCGGAGAAAUUGUAUGACUGAUGAUGACUUGAGAGACCUGGCAAUGAUGUCCUGCUACAUGAUGUGAACGACAUGAAGUUGCUGAUUGUCACUCACACACUCCUUAAACCAAAAUGUAUUUGUAAACAAUCAUGAUUUAAGGGACCAGAUGUAAUCAUUUAAGAAAUGAAAAACACUGGGUUACUGCUAAAGUGAACAUCUGCAUGGAUGGGUCCCCUUCUUUGUUUGUGGGUGUCACUGCCCUGCUUCGAGGUUAAGGAUGGCACUCGAAUGGAAACCUAUGGAUGAAGUAUUUUCGUGCUAGAGCUGUGGAAUGUCACUACCUGGGAAUUACAAGAGGACCGCUUGCUGUUGGGCGUGACUGGUUGUCAUAACAGACAUGUGGGGCUGUUCCAGAGUAACCUAUAUACAUAGCAACAUGUAAAAAAAAAUAUUUUUUUUUCCAAUGAACCACACUGCCAGAAGAUUAUUUUGUUUGGUACUGUUACAAUAUCAUGGAAACCACCCCAACCAGUUUUCUCAUUUUUAAAUUAUUGUAACUUAAUGACUUUGAAUUUCUACCAAAUGUUACUUGUAUUUAUUGUAACUAAGCUUAAUUAUUAAGAGUUUUUCAGUGUUACAUUUGUAUCAAAUGUAGAGCCUAGAUUAUAUUUGUCUUUUCAUGAUCACAAUUAAUUUUAUAUGUAUUUAUAUGUAUUUUACAUUUUUUUUUAAAUUACUGUAUACUUCUAUUUUUGUACCAAAUAAAUUUUUUAAUAAUUUUUA